Molecule: messenger RNA, 2027 nt
Organism: Chanos chanos (milkfish)
Lineage: Eukaryota; Metazoa; Chordata; Actinopteri; Gonorynchiformes; Chanidae
Product: cytochrome P450 3A40
Exons: 13
Coding region: 107-1660 (517 amino acids)
Molecular function (GO): heme binding; iron ion binding; oxidoreductase activity, acting on paired donors, with incorporation or reduction of molecular oxygen, reduced flavin or flavoprotein as one donor, and incorporation of one atom of oxygen
Source: RefSeq, a predicted model, not a curated record
AUUCUAGUCUGUUCAAAUAACAGUUUUCAGACCACAAAUUCGAACUCAAUUUAACAAUCUCCAGUGGCUUCUAAACAGGUCCUGGAGGGAGAAUUGCCCAGCCGCAAUGUUUUCUCUUCCUUUUUUCUCACCAGAGACAUGGGCGCUCAUUCUGCUGGCUCUAAGUCUUCUUAUGUUAUAUGGUAAUGCACCGUAUGGAAUAUUCAAAAAGCUUGGUAUCCCUGGACCAAAACCAUAUCCAUUUCUUGGAACCUUCCUAGAGUAUAGGAAGGGCAUGCACAACUUUGAUGAAGAAUGUUUCAAAAAGUAUGGACGAAUAUGGGGAACUUAUGAUGGUAGACAACCUAUUUUGGCUAUAAUGGAUCCAGCAAUGAUUAAGACCAUUUUGGUCAAGGAAUGCUACUCUGUCUUCACCAACAGAAGGGACUUUGGCUUGAAUGGCCCCCUGAGUGAUGCUGUGUCAGUGGUGGUAGACGAUGACUGGAGGAGGAUUCGUGGUGCUCUCUCCCCCUCAUUCACCAGUGGACGGCUGAAGGAGAUGUUUAAAAUCAUGACGCAGCAUUCUACAAAUCUGAUCACAAGUCUACGGAAAAAAAUGGAAAAGGAUGAAACUGUAGACAUAAAGGAGUUUUUUGGACCAUAUAGUAUGGAUGUGGUGACCAGCACUGCAUUUAGCGUUGACAUCGAUUCCAUGAACCAACCUAACGAUCCCUUCGUCACCAAUAUCAAGAAAAUGCUGAAAUUCAGCUUCUUCAAUCCUCUUCUUGUUAUCAUCACUCUUUUCCCAUUCAUGUCACCAUUGUUUGAUAAGCUCGAAUUAUCAUUCUUUCCAAAAUCUGUCCUUGAUUUCUUCUACAAUUUCCUGAAGAAAGUCAAAGAAGAUCGUUCAAAAAAUGCACACAAUGUGAGUGAUGAUUCCAUUUCAUACAAUCGGGUGGAUUUCAUGCAGCUGAUGGUAGACUCUCAAAUCCAAGAGAAUGGAGAAGUCAGUGCAGAGGGACAGUCAGUCAAAGGGUUAACUGAUCAUGAGGUCCUCUCCCAGGCGAUGAUAUUUAUCUUUGCUGGUUAUGAAACGAGCAGUAGUACACUCUCGUAUGUAGCUUAUCACUUGGCCAUCCACCCUGACACCAUGAGAAAGCUCCAAAAGGAGAUUGAUGAGACCUUUCCCGAUAAAUCUCCAGUGACUUACGAGAAGUUAAUGCAAAUGGAAUACCUGGACAUGGUAAUAAACGAGACCAUGAGGCUGUACCCUCUUGGUGGACGCAUCGAGAGAAUAUGUAAGAAGACGGUGGAGAUAAACGGAGUGACAAUCCCUAAAGGGAUGGCGGUAGCAGUUCCACUCUACCCCCUGCACCGUGAUCCUGAACUGUGGCCAGAGCCUGAAACCUUCAAUCCUGAGAGAUUCAGCAAGGAGAACCACGAAAACAUUGACCCCUAUACCUUCUUACCUUUUGGUGCCGGCCCAAGGAACUGCAUUGGAAUGAGAUUUGCCAUGCUUGCUAUGAAGCUAGCUUUGGUUGAAACACUUCAGAAUUUUACCCUUGUUCCUUGUGAGGAGACAGAGAUACCACUAGAACUGGAUAUUUCAGGGUUUAUGACACCCAAAAAUCCUAUCAAGCUGAAACUUGCUCCGCGCAUUCCAGCCGGAAGUGAGGAAUAAACAAGAGGGAAUUGCUCAGAAUAGUUCAAGCCUGUUGAGCCUGAAAACCCACUGCUGCUGAGUAAAGUUUUCCACAGAAUGCCUUAACACACAAGAAUCACUGCACACAUAAAUGUCUUUGAUAUCAUAUCACUUUAUAUAUUGUAACUGCUCACUUGUGAUCACAUUAAUUGAAUUUAAUCUGUUGACUUCAAAUUGUUUUACUAACACAGAAAAAUUAUGUAGCAUAUUGUGAGAGGAAAUCUUUUAUGCCAUACAGUACAAUCAUAUUGAGAUUGCACCAUACUAUGCCUAUGAUUUCAUCAUUCUGAGUGUUUUUCCGAAGACAUUGACUCUAACCAAAACAAUAAAGACUUUUGUUAUUGCA